AUGGGCAUCGUCGAGAAGAUUAAGGAGAUCGAGGAGGAGAUGGCUAGGACUCAGAAAAACAAGGCUACAGAAUAUCACCUGGGUCUUCUGAAAGCAAAGUUGGCUCGAUAUCGGGCCCAGCUUCUCGAACCCGCAUCAAAGUCUGGGCCAGCCGGUGUCGGGUUUGAUGUGCAGAAAUCAGGAGAUGCCCGAGUUGCAUUGAUAGGAUUUCCAUCCGUCGGGAAGUCCACCCUCCUCAGUAAAUGCACUCACACCGCAUCUGAAACAGCAGCAUAUGAAUUCACAACCCUUACUGCGAUACCUGGGGUGAUCGAAUACCAGGGGGCACGUAUACAAUUGCUCGAUCUUCCCGGAAUUGUCGAGGGUGCUAGCCAAGGCCGCGGUCGAGGACGACAGGUUGUUGCUACGGCGAAGACGGCCGAUCUCAUUCUCAUCAUGCUCGACGCAACGAAGUCUGAAGAGCAGCGACGGCUUCUCGAGAUCGAACUCGAUGCGGUUGGCAUCCGCCUUAACAAACGCAAGCCUGACGUAGUGUUCAAACGACGGACAACUGGUGGUAUAACCCUGAAUACUACAGUAAAACUCACCAAGACAGACGAGAAGACUAUUCGUACCAUUCUAGCAGGAUAUAAACUACACAACUGCGAUGUGAUGAUCCGAGAAGAUAUUACAACAGACGAGUUCAUCGAUGUUCUCAUUGGAACUCGAAAAUAUAUACCUUGUUUAUAUGUUUAUAACAAGAUUGAUGCGAUUAGUCUGGAGUUGGUAGAUAAACUUGCAAGAACGGAGAAUACGGUCGUGAUCAGUUGCGAGAUGGACCUCAAUCUGGACUACCUUAUCGAGCGGAUAUGGGAAAGCUUAGAGCUUGUCAAAGUCUACACGAAGAAAAGGGGUGCACGACCCGACUUGUCGGAUCCUGGCCGUUCAUCCAAGUUCUCGCCCCAUGCACAGAAGGUCAGUUUGAACCAUCAGUUGCAAGACGAAGAUGUUGUCUCAAUUUUCACGAAGUAG
Suillus subaureus is the source of this 1011-nucleotide messenger RNA. Its product is annotated as P-loop containing nucleoside triphosphate hydrolase protein. The transcript is spliced from 19 exons. Lineage: Eukaryota; Fungi; Basidiomycota; Agaricomycetes; Boletales; Suillaceae. The record is from RefSeq and is a predicted model, not a curated record. Gene Ontology annotation, cellular component: cytoplasm. The coding region runs from base 1 to 1011 and encodes 336 amino acids. Gene Ontology annotation, biological process: cytoplasmic translation. Gene Ontology annotation, molecular function: GTPase activity; GTP binding.